Molecule: messenger RNA, 2088 nt
Organism: Guyanagaster necrorhizus
Lineage: Eukaryota; Fungi; Basidiomycota; Agaricomycetes; Agaricales; Physalacriaceae
Product: CBS and PB1 domain-containing protein
Exons: 6
Coding region: 1-2088 (695 amino acids)
Molecular function (GO): protein binding
Source: RefSeq, a predicted model, not a curated record
AUGUCACGGAUCCCAGUACCCUCGCACUCUAAUCCCCAGCGUAAUCUCGGCCCUCCCUCGCCUGUCCCUUUUCCAGGACCCAACUCCGACCGCUCUCCUUCUCCUCUUCCUUCCCGUUUCAACCACGGUCAGAACGGUUCCGUGUCCAUGUCGUCGCUCUCAGGAUUCCAAAGCGAAACAAGGAAGAAGCAGUCAAAGCGGGACGAAGCUAUUCGCAAGAAGAUAGAAUCUGAACUCGCCCGGAAGCGCACCAUUUCGACGACACAGCACCAGCGGAGCAGUAAGCGCGGCAAUAGGUCAAAUGCACAAAAGGGAACCGUCGCGGCACUCAAGCCAGCCCCAGCCCUAACAGUUCCUGAGAACAUCACUGUCGCAGAAGCAAGUCAGCUUUGUGCUGCCAAACGAACGGACUGUGUCCUUGUCGUUGAUGAUGACGAAGGGCUCAGCGGAAUCUUCACUGCCAAGGAUUUGGCGUAUCGAGUCACUGCGGACGGCUUGGAUCCCCAUCUCACUCCCGUGCAUCAGAUAAUGACCAGAAAUCCUAUGGUCACGCAGUCGACGACGAGCGCGACCGAGGCACUGCAGCUGAUGGUUUCAAAACAUUUUAGGCAUCUACCCGUUUGCAACGAAGAAGGAAACGUAGUUGGUCUUCUCGAUAUCACAAAGGUUUUUCACGAAGCACUCGGGAAGGUCGAGAGAAGUUCAGCUGCCUCCGAGCAGCUCUUUUCUGCAAUGGCAGGUGUACAGUCUGAACUUGGAUCCGUAACCUCAAACCCACAAGCCGUCGCAAUGCUUGCUUGGGCUGAGAAGCUGCGCGAAAAGACGGCGCUUCCGGACCUCACCAGUCUCAUGGACUCGCGUACUCAACCUGCCAUGGUCGGACCAAAGACUACAGUUCGUGAAGUUGCCAAAUUGAUGAAGGAAAGGAAAACGACCGCUGUCUGUGUUAUGGAAAAUGGUUUGGGACCGAAUAUGCCCUCUAAGAUUGCUGGUAUCUUCACCAGUAAAGAUGUUGUACUGCGUGUUAUUGCCGCAGGACUGGAUGCAGAAAGGUGUAGUGUCGUUCGGGUCAUGACGCCGCAUCCUGAUACGGCGGUUCCUACUCUCACUGUUCAUGAUGCUCUGAAAAAGAUGCAUAAUGGCCACUACCUUAAUCUCCCUGUCGUUGAAGCCGACGGGCGUUUGGUAGCUAUAAUCGAUGUCUUGAAGUUGACGUAUGCUACUCUGGAGCAGAUGAAUUCCAUGGGCGCUGAAGGUGGUCCUACUGAUGCAGAAGGUGGACCAAUGUGGGGUCGCUUCUUCGACUCCUUCGAGGACUCAGAGUCGGCCCUAUCAGGCUCUCGAGUACGGAAUGCACCAUCGAUGGGCAGUCUCUCUCACCUCAUGCCGCGAUCUCCUCAGUCUGAGGUCCAUCCCAAUGACUCGGCAUCCGUUAUUGAUGAUGAGCCAUCCGUACUGGAGGAAUAUUCACGCAAAAAGAAUGCUGCGCAGGCUUCCGCCCCAGGACCUCUUCCUGUCGACGAUGGUACUUACGUCUUCAAGUUCCGUACACCCAGUGGGAGGACACAUCGCUUCCAAGCUCGUCAUGACGACAUUGCACACUUGCGAGAAGUUGUUUCUGGAAAAUUGGCAACAGAUCCCUUCUUCACCGAGUUCUCAGCCACGGAGGGUUCUGACAUACGACCCGAUCCUAUUGAUUUCCAACUGUUGUAUACUGACACAGACGGCGACACCGUUCUCAUUACUUCGGACCAUGAUGUUACUGACGCUGUGAAGAUCGCACGGGCCUCGAAUUCGGACCGCGUAGUCCUGUUUGUGCAGGGUGGUAAGGGCUGGGAUGAGGCUGGUGCAGGAAAUGUCGAUGCCAAGGCCGCUGAAGUUGCCGCUGCCGCUGCUGCUGCCCAGGAAAUUGUAGAAUUGGAGCAGUCCGAGGGCUUCACCAAGGAGGCCGUCCCGCCUGUGCCGGCUUCCUUCGAUCAAGUAAUGGGAAUACCUAGAGACCUGCUCCUACCGGCCAGUAUCGGGGCUCUUGCUAUUGCGAUUAUUGGGGUGUUCACCAUCUCUCGGUUAACGGCGUCGCAGUAUUAA